AUGGAAAGCCUAGAUGGCGGCCCGAUUCGCGCGGAGCAUCCCGCGAAAGAGCUCACCAGAGAGCGGGUGUUUACCAGCAUAAGGCAUUCAAAAGGUAACGAGGGACCUAUAGAGUCGGAUAAAAUCCGGUCACACUCUAUUCUCUUCAUUAUUAUCAUGACCGGUGAAGCGUUCACGAACUGCCUGCCAUAUUCGAUAUAUCUAUCGCAGCGCAACAUGAGACGUUGUUCAACCCGGGGGCUACACUACACUGCUAAUAUCUCGAUACUGCGCAACACCGCUGAGACAUCUGCGCUCCGCCGCUUGGUGGACUUCCACAAGCUGCCCUUCACCUCCGGGAAGCCGCAGAACCGUUGCCCACCUACUACGAGGCUCCAGCUCGCCGCAAGGGCACCAGACGCAACCCGAACCGCGGUGGUAAUAUCAAAGUAG
This is a messenger RNA of Morchella sextelata, 432 nucleotides long. RefSeq lists its product as uncharacterized. The transcript has 8 exons. NCBI's taxonomy places the organism in Eukaryota, Fungi, Ascomycota, Pezizomycetes, Pezizales, Morchellaceae. The record is from RefSeq and is a predicted model, not a curated record. Bases 1 to 432 code for a protein of 143 amino acids.